Anopheles darlingi is the source of this 2546-nucleotide messenger RNA. Its product is annotated as protein-glucosylgalactosylhydroxylysine glucosidase-like. NCBI's taxonomy places the organism in Eukaryota, Metazoa, Arthropoda, Insecta, Diptera, Culicidae. Gene Ontology annotation, molecular function: catalytic activity. The record is from RefSeq and is a predicted model, not a curated record. The coding region runs from base 110 to 2407 and encodes 765 amino acids. Gene Ontology annotation, biological process: carbohydrate metabolic process. The transcript has 3 exons.
UAUCACCUUAUCGCUUAUCGUGGGGGCUUUAAAACGUAUCUGCCCGUACAAACUUAUAAGCUGCAGCACAGAGGCCACGGCAGUUUAGUUCAAUCGGUCACCUGUGGCGAUGACAAUUACUGGCGUGCUCUACGGUGCUGCCUUGGGAGUGUUACUCCUGGGUGCGGCAAGCCCUAGCCUGGCCCAGACCAGUGAUGGCAACUACAAGUUCACUACAAAUCAGCUUCCGGAUUUUUCGGUGAUGCCAACACUUGCCAACGGACAGAUCGGUUUCGUCGCCUACAGCGGUUACGUGCACCUGAACGGUGUCUACAACGGUGUCGGAGGACAGUCGCAUCGUGCCCGUGUGCGUAACUACGGUAACAUCCAGCUGGCCGAUUGCGCCCAGGCGAAUGUCUGCACUUAUCAAUUGGACAUGCGGGCAGGGAAGUUUGUGACUGUUAGCGAAAACCAAGGCUAUCGGUUAGUGCACGAGGUGUACCCUCAUCGGUACUACGAUACGGUGUUAGUGAAUCGUGUGCGACUGCAACGUUUGAGCUCACAGGCCCUGAUUCAAAUACGCCUCGUGCAAAACCCUGGCUUGGACAGUCAGGAUUUCUUCAUGGAGCCCAGGACUUCGUUCAUUAUGUCUAAUACUCAGUACUACCAGGAGUGUGGCCGUACAGUGCAAAUGGAACAUCCCACGGUCCAGUCGUUCGGUCACAACGUGUGCGUUACGUUCCAGUCAGUGCCGGAUCAGCUGCAAAUCACACCUGACGUCAUGGCGCAAGAGUUCUUAAUCUACACCGUGUUCAGUACAACAGCGGACGAGGGAAUGGAUCAGAUUGCGAUCCUGCAGAGGCUGACUGAUGCAGAAGAAAACCGAUUACAUAUGACCGAGAUGGACAAGCUGUGGGAACGCUACGGUAUCACCGUGGAGGGUAACCAAGAGCUGGAUCGUGUAGUGAAAGCCAGUGCCUUCUAUCUAUUUAGUUCACUACCAGCUCACAAUGUUGCAUUAGGCGUGGAUAAAUACCCCUUCUAUGGGCUAGCUCCGGCUGGACUGGGCCGCGGAGGUGAAGUUGAACGGGAAUACCAAGGACACAGCUUUUGGGACACCGAAAUCUGGAUGUAUCCCUCAAUCUUGCUGUUGGAUCCAAUCAAUGCCCUGAAAGUGUUGCGUUAUCGCGAUGUUGUAUCCAGUGGAGCACGUGCUAAUGCUGCCAAGAACGGUUUCCAAGGAUUCCAGUUCCCGUGGGAAUCGGCCUUCACCGGUACGGAAGUGACGCCCGACUGUUGUCCAGAGGUUGUAAACUAUCAACAUCACAUUACGGCCGACAUCGCGUUCGCUUAUCGGCAGUACUUUUAUGCUACGGGAGAUAUGAGUUGGUUCCGAGACGAUGCGUGUGUAAUGGCACUGGAAACGGCACGGUUUUGGCGCAGUCGUGUUCAAUACAACAACGCCACGGAUCUGUUCGACAUUCGCAAUGCGAUGGGCCCUGAUGAGGAUCAUCCAGAUGUGACCAACAAUGCAUUUACGAACAUAAUGGCAGCACACAAUUUGUUCUUUGGUGAAUUUGCUAGCUGCUACUGCCAACAGCUCUCACCGGCAAAGGAAGAAGGCAAGGAGUUCCUGAAGAUUGGUCGAGGACUAACGUUGCUGUACGAUGCGCAAGGAGACUUCCAUCCUCAAUUCGAUGGUUACCAAUCGGGUACACCCAUUAAGCAGGCGGACACGGUCCUAUUGAUCUAUCCCCUGCAACACCCAAUGAAUGUCUCAACGAAGAUUAACAAUUUGCGAAAAUACUCGCAAGUUACACGGGAAAAUGGUCCCGCCAUGACCUGGGCCAUCCAUACAAUUGGCCACCUGGAAUUGAACGAGACGGCUGAGGCAACAGCCAUGUUUCAGAAGAGCUACCAACAAUAUCUACGCGCUCCGUUCAACGUGUGGAGCGAGAACGGCAACAACGAACCUGGCGCCGGCAACUUUAUCACCGGAGCUGGCGGAUUCCUGCAAGCCAUCAUCAACGGCUACGCGGGAGUACGACUCCAUCAGGACCGUAUGGUCAUUAGCAACUCCCGGCUGCUCCCAGGAUCUCGCUCGCUUCAUUUGCCAACGAUCGAGUAUCAACAGGUCCAAUUUUCGUUGACCGUACAAUCGAACCUUUUCGUUAUCAAGUUCAAAACGGCGGGACGCUCUGGCUUGCAACUGACGGUCAACAGCAAGGAUGAGCAGAUUUGCAAGGAUUGUGAAUAUUCUGGGUCGGAAGCUAUCAUUCGCCUAACAACGACUCCGGAGGCCAACGGAUGCAAGUUGCGCCCAACAACGCUGAAUAUUCGGGUUGCAGACCAAAGCGACUCGGCCACUACAAACUCGCUAGCAUUUGUUACACUAAUCGUUACCUUCUUGCUAAGCAGAUUGUUCUAGUUUGGUUUAAUUUAAUUUGAGUGCAACUGAAGCAUUUACAAAUAAAAUCUUUGGACAAUAUAAUCUUAUGUUAAGCUUUCAUUCGCGUGUAUUUUAUGUUUUUAAAGUUAUUUUUUUGUUCACGGGGAAUUGUCCAGUU